This is a messenger RNA of Prorocentrum cordatum, 1492 nucleotides long. Lineage: Eukaryota; Dinophyceae; Prorocentrales; Prorocentraceae. The record is from the annotation of a GenBank genome assembly.
GCGGGAGGCCGAGCUCGCCGCGGUGCACGCGGCUAACCUCAGCCAGUGCCACACUGCGCUGGGGCAGGUACAGAUUGCGCUGUCCAACUUGUCGGCGGAGCUGACCGAGCUUCGCGCCGCCAGGCCCGUGCUGCCCGAGGAGUUCGACUCGCUCUUGCUGCACGCGUUCGGGGUGGUGUUGACCGCGGUGCUGAGUCAGUGUGGCCUGUGCAUCACGGCGGAGGCGUUCUUCAAUGAGCUCGUGCUGGGAAGGGUGGUCACCUUCUACUACGAGGACGACCCGAAUGUCGGGCACGAGCGGCUGCUGCUGUGGCCGUCCGCCGGGCUGUUCCCCCACACCUGCUGGACGUGCCUCACGCCCGACGGCGACGUGUACCCCGAGGAGAUGGCGGCCGGGCCCGAUGGGGACGGGCCCAGCCGCGCGUUCCACGAGUACCCGAGUGAGGACGACAUGAUCCAACUCUUUCGGGACGCGCGCCUAGCCGCGCGCGCUGCAGGUGGGGUCGAAGGCGAGCCAACUGCCUUCAUGCGCGACGGUGGCCGGCCUCCCCAGAGCAUGACAAUCAGCCUCGCCGACGUGCCAGGGUUCGUGCGCCGCGUAUGGCGCAAGAGCCCGCCAGCGGCCGUGCUUUGGGGCGCGCCCAGCGCUCCGCCCGCGGGCCAGGCGCCGGGGCCCGACACGCCCCCGCCUGGCGGGGCCGCCGAGGGGCUUGGAGCGCUCGCCGACGGCGAGGUCGGGGGCGCUGCGACCUCAAGGGUCGGCCCUGGCGCUGCGCUGCUUUCCGCCAAGGAGUGCCGCCCCCCUGGCUCGGCCUGGUUCGCGCUGAAGACGGCCCCGAACGAGUGCCAGCAGUUGGGCGAGGUCGCCCCAAAGGCUGGCGACGUGGUCUGGGGGGAGAGUGGGCUCUACCGCGCGGGGGGCGGCUCCGUCGUGCCGAUUGAGCUCCACCCCGUCCCGCUGCCGGCCGAGGUCUUGGACAAGCUUGCCGAUGACGAUGCUCGCCUCCUCGGCCCUCGCCAGCGCGCGCGGGAGGGCCGCCGGCGCCGCGAAUUCUGCGAGGCGGUGUCGGCCAUGAGACAGGGGGCACAUGACGACUUCCUUCUCGUGGGCGAGCGUAGUUUCGAGUGGUUAUGCGACUACAUCGCAGACCAUGGCGGCACCCCCGAUGGCCGCCAUGCCAGGUGGAUGCCGGAGAGUGGCUGCACGAAGGACUCGGCGGCCGCGCGCAUCCACGACCUGUUCGGUUUCGCUAUCGCGAUGGCCGUCACCUACGGCCAGGCUGACGGCUCCAAUUUUGCCAGCAUGGAGGUGGCGUCGCGGGCUUACCAGCUGAUCGGGGAGACCGUGAGAAGCAUGAAGAUCGAGGGCGUCGAGCAUUGCAUCGGCCGCUCGAAGCAGAGCGCCCGCCGGGGCGUUGCUGCGGCACCAGGCGCAGCCGUGUGCGCCACCGAGCGGCUGGCAAAGGAGACGGAGAUUCAGAAGACCUGCUGA